This is a messenger RNA of Aspergillus calidoustus, 2161 nucleotides long. The record is from the annotation of a GenBank genome assembly. NCBI's taxonomy places the organism in Eukaryota, Fungi, Ascomycota, Eurotiomycetes, Eurotiales, Aspergillaceae.
CGCGACACCAAAAGGGCGGCGGAAAAGUUCCUGAUGCCGCUAACUCGUUUGGGAAUAGCCGCUCUCACCGCCUAUCGGCAAAAUCUUGACCUCUCAAGAAAUUUAUCCAAAUCCUCGGAUUCUCGUUCAUCGAGUAUCUGGUGUUUCUUGUCCUGUACAUGUCGAUCAACAUAUGAAGGAGGUGCCCGUAUGCUUGCUUAAGCAUGGGUCAAAAAAGAAAAGCAUCCGGGGGUUAUCCAAGCCCUAAACGACUACAAAAACAUUUAGCCCUGGACUCCACUGAUUCAAUCCACGAGGAAGCACAUUCCGACGUUGAUUACUCCUUGCACGAUGAUGCCAGCAUCACCAGCGGAAGCCUCAAUGAUACCCCGGCCACACCAAUUUCCACGACCUCGGUCAGAUACCCAUCGGAAUUGAAAACUCACCGCUGUCCGUUCGAAGGCUGCGACAAAGCGUUUAAUCGACCCGCACGACUACAGGAACACUUGCGCUCACACAAUAAUGAAAGGCUAUUUAGCUGCUCUUUCGACGGCUGUGACAAGACCUUCCUUCGAGCCUCGCACUUGAAUCACCACGUCAAAAGCGCCCAUACCGGAGUCCGAGACUAUGUCUGUGAUCGUCCGGGUUGUGGAAAGAGCUUCGUGACAGGCUCGCGGCUUCGACGGCAUUUGGCUGCACAUGAUGGCCAGGACAAAUACCGGUGCACCGGGUAUCCGCCCUGUAACGAGACCUUCCGCAAGCACUCGACACUCCAGAAGCAUGUUCUGUCCGCUCAUCUGAAACAAAAGCCCUUCCAAUGCACACACAAUGACCCAGAAACCGGUGAGAAAUGCAUAAUGGCGUUUGAAACGGCGGGCCAUCUGCGUACGCAUGAAAGCAGAGUCCACUCGGAGAAGCGAUUUAGCUGUGCGGAGUGUACUCAGCGCGCAGAAGAGGACCCGUCAUUGAUGGCCCCUCCUGUUACAUUUCCCACAUACUCCCUACUGCAGAGCCAUAUUCGAACUGCACACCCUCCACAAUGUCCUAAUUGUUCUGUGGCCUGCUCGACACCGCGUGAACUCCGCCGCCACUUGGAAGUUGCCCACGGAAACAUCAGCCUCGAAGACCGCCGGAUAUUCCCCUGCACAGUACCCGGCUGCGACCGCAGCUUCACGAAAAAGGGAAACCUAACGGUCCACAUCCGGACUGUCCACGAGGGAGAGAAGCGUUUCGUCUGCGGCGAGACAGACGUCUCCGCCUCAAAGCGAGUUACCGGCUGGUCCGGCGGCGGGUGCGGAAAGCGAUAUGGCAGCAAGCUCGCCCUCGAAGAACACAUUCGCACAGCUCAUCUGGGCUUCCAGAACUCCAAAGCUGAACGACGCCAGCGCCUCGGUCUGGCGAAGAAACGCCAAGAAAGCAGCAACCUCUCCGCGUUGGCUUCUUUGACAGGCGAAGGCUACGACGAGGAAACUGGCCGCCAAAUUACAUGCUUUGUCAACGCGUGUCCACACCGCUUCCACCGCAAUUAUGACCUUUGGGUCCAUAUGGGCAGCAAACAUAAUUACGCGGAGGAUGACAUCCGCGACUUAUUUCUCCAGCGGGCUCUGCUCGGGGACGACCCUGAACCAGUCCCCGGCCAUGUAUUUGGGAUUUACGGCCUUGAAUUCGAUACCGGCACUCCUUCGUGUGAUCCUAUGCCUGCAGAGACUCAUACGGACCCAACCAUGCUGCUGCCGGAGAUUAGCACAGAUUUCCCAACCUACCCUUCUCAAGCGACUACCGGGUACUAUGACGCUGAUCUUCUGAUGCAAGAGGCCGCUCCUACGCCUACCUCUGCCUCCGUUGCCGACACCAAAAUACCCAACCCCGACGACAUGAUGAUGAUCGAUCCGUUCCUGGACUACAGUAUGAGCAUGGUUAAUUCGUAGCGUGCGCUUGCUUUCAUAUAUCCUCUUAGCUUUGACUGAGUAUGGCGUUUGCGUAUAUUCUCUGUUUCUGUUCUUUCUCUUUUCUAGCUGGAUCAUGUCUGCUCUUUUCAAAUAUUAUCUAGGAACCGAAGACAAGUCUCACUAAUCAGCCAACGAAGUAAUGAAAAUGUCGAACAUAUGGUUUUCUCGUCGCGUAAUAAAUUACAUAUAUCAACAAAGGAAUUGCUACGAAAUCUUCAAGUCUGGAGGAAUCU